Molecule: messenger RNA, 1575 nt
Organism: Penicillium salamii
Lineage: Eukaryota; Fungi; Ascomycota; Eurotiomycetes; Eurotiales; Aspergillaceae
Source: the annotation of a GenBank genome assembly
AUGGAUUUCAACAAACGUCUCCAUCUUGAGGCAGAAACUCACUUGAAAUUGGCGAAAGGUGAUGCGGAGGCCUCUUUGAAUCCGCGUCAACAAGAUAGGGCCUGGGACGAAGUAUUGCUCACGACACCUCUCUUUAAUCCUGCCACAUCCGAGAGACUUGCUGCCAAUAAGGACUCUGAGGAGAAUGACAAAGAAUCUUCUGUUCAAUAUGGACUUCUUGGGUUCAGUCUCCAGCGCCCUGAAGGUAUCCCUGAGGCACAGAGACUUGUUUAUGCUAAUGUAUCAGCCCCGUGGUCUGCCUUCAUCUGUGGCAGUCAGGGAUCUGGAAAAAGUUAUUCCCUAUCAUGCCUGCUGGAGAAUGCGCUGUUGCCUUCAUCGCCUGCUGGAAGACUAACCUCACCUCUCGCUGGCUUGGUCAUCCACUAUGACAAGUUUACGGCCUUCUCGAGCACACAACUCUGCGAAGCUGCGUAUCUCUACUCCUCUGGUAUUCCAGUGAGAGUUCUUGUUUCUCCGACGAACUUCGUUGCAAUGAAGACCGCGUAUGGGAAACUGGCAGGUGACUCCGAAAUGCUGACGGUGGAGCCUCUGUAUCUCCCGCAGAAGGACCUCAACAUCAGCAUGAUGAAAACUUUGAUGGGGAUCAAUGGAAAGGCAGGGCAGCCACUUUACGUUGAGGUCGUUAUGAAAAUCCUCCGCGAUAUGGCGAUUGCGAACCAGGGACGAGCUGGAUUCAACUAUGCUGAAUUCAAAAACAAGUUAGCAAAGGAGAACUUCAUCAAGGGUCAGCUUGGGCCCCUCAAUAUGCGUUUGAAUGUUCUGGAGUCAUUCUUUGAGCCUGGAUCUGUGCCAGGUGCAGCUGCGCAUGCAAACCCACCCAAAAAGGGUUCUCGCAAUAUCUGGGAAUUCCCGGCUAAGAGUCUGACAAUCAUUGACCUGAGUUGUCCAUUUGUUGAUCCAGAGGAUGCAUGUGCUCUUUUCAACAUUGCUGCGUCUCUGUUCUUGAAAGACCGUCAUCAGACUGGACGAAUCCUUGCCAUAGAUGAGGCACACAAGUUCUUGAACGAUAACUCGCCAGAAGCUGUUGAGCUCACUGAGACCCUUUUGUCGAUGAUCCGUCAACAACGCUAUAUUGCUACUCGUGUUUUGAUCGCAACCCAGGAGCCGACACUGGCCCCAGCUCUACUUGAGCUUUGCAACACUACAAUCAUUCACCGAUUCUCCUCUCCUGCUUGGUACAAGUCAAUCCAAAGUCACAUCGCGGGUGCCAAUGACCACCUCACGGGAUUGAAGAAUGGCCUUGACGGCGAUAUCUUCAGCAAGAUCGUCCAGCUUGCAACCGGUGAGGCACUGGUGUUUUGUCCAACCGCUCUCUUGGACUACGAAAGACCUGCCUCUCGCAUCCCGUACGAUCCUGGAAACUCUACUGGGUCCGAUGAUACCGAAGUUUUCCAGGAUGCAGAGUCUGAUACUGAUUCGCGAGGUCCUCCUCUCCCACUUGGUCCUCGAUGUGUCCAUAUCCGAGUACGACAGAGGAUUACUAUGGAUGGCGGGCGAAGUUUGCUUGAACUUUGA